GAGCGAGCUGUGUCGUCGGUGGAGUCGCCGUCGCUGCGAGUUUGCAGCUGUCCGUCUCCGAAUCACUACUGUAUGUGCUCAAUUGCACCUGCAUGGCAAGGCCAGCACCGCGAUGCGCUAGGUCUCCCCCCUCCCACACCACGAUCCUCCAGAUCGCCAGAACCUAGUGUCAUCGGACAUUCUGGGACGACCCUUCUUGACACGACCCAACUACCAAGACCCAGAUAGCCCGAGUCAAGAUGUGUAUAUCGGUCCUCUCCACCUCCCAUCCCGAGUACCCGUUCGUUCUCAUCAGCAACCGCGACGAAUACAUCAAUCGUCCUACGCUGGUGGCCGACUGGUGGGAUGAGCCCUAUGAACAUAUCCUGGGUGGUCGAGAUACCCAGCGCAAGGAACGGGGGACAUGGCUAGGCAUUACUAAACAAGGCCGUAUUGCCAUUCUGACCAACUUCCGUGAAGAAGGCGUCGAAGUAAACAAAGACAAGUCUCGAGGCGCGAUAACCAACUCAUAUCUCUGCGUCGAUCCAGAUAGCACAGAGACAGACGAAGAAUACGUCCGACGAUUGCUCAACGAUGUCGGGAUCCACGACGUCGGCGGCUUCACCUUGAUAUUCGGGAAACUGCGAAGACCAAAUCAAACAACAAGUCCCGAAAGCGAAUCCCCCAAUACCAAUCCCUCUUCCCCUUCAAGAACAACCCCCAAGAAGAACCCAGCAAGCCCCUCUCUCUGCGGCUCCGCCGCCUCAGGCCUCGCCGUGAUCAGCAAUCGCACAGAAACAGCCUCCUCACUCAAAUGCAUCGCAACCCACAUUGGCGAAACCCAUGGCUUGAGCAACAGCCACUUCGGCGACGUGACUUGGCCCAAAGUCGUCCACGGCGAACUCCGUCUCCAACAAACCAUCAAAAUGGACGUUCUUCGCGGCGGUGACGAAGCGAAGUUCAUCGAAGGUCUUUUCGAUAUCCUCUGCGUCGACACAUUACCCAAUCGAAAGGAAACGGAAAAUUGGGAUGAGUAUGUCCGACAUAUGCGUGAUUCAAUCAUGAUUCCGCCGGCGAAAGGUGAGCUGGCGAAGCAAAUGGCGGGGUACAUUCCUGCUUCGACGAGUUUGAAAGCGAGCGCGGGGACGGCGAAACCUCCAGAACCGGAACCGGAGAGCUCUACGGCACAGACUGCGAGCGGAAGUGUUGCGGAGACGUCGUAUGGGACUUCGAAGCAGACUGUGAUUCUGGUCAACAAGCAGGGCAAAGUCACGUACGUGGAAAGAACAUUGUAUGACCAGCAUGGAACGCCCAUACCGGAAGGGAAAGGAGAUGUGAGAUUUGAGUUUGAUAUUGACGGUUGGUCAUAGUAUGUUGCGCGUUGCGUUGUAUCAGUCGUAGCACUUCCCAUUCAUCAUUCAUCACAAUGCAGCUGCUGUUACUCGCCGCUACUGUUCACU
Molecule: messenger RNA, 1439 nt
Organism: Cercospora beticola
Lineage: Eukaryota; Fungi; Ascomycota; Dothideomycetes; Mycosphaerellales; Mycosphaerellaceae
Biological process (GO): protein secretion; Golgi organization
Cellular component (GO): Golgi apparatus
Source: RefSeq, a predicted model, not a curated record